Acaulospora morrowiae is the source of this 1428-nucleotide messenger RNA. The record is from the annotation of a GenBank genome assembly. NCBI's taxonomy places the organism in Eukaryota, Fungi, Glomeromycota, Glomeromycetes, Diversisporales, Acaulosporaceae.
AUGUCACGAAUCGAAUCGAUUCCCGAAUUAUAUUUCGCAUCACGAUGGAAAUAUAAGGCUGAAGGAAAUGUUAACAUAAUUUUGACCUACGUUGUUCAGUAUAAUGAAAUUGAUUCUUAUGCACUCAAGUUGGGAACGGUGCUUCGAUUGCGGAAAUCGGCAAAAAACGCAGACACCAACGAUAUGGUUAAUAAAGAUGCUAUGAAUGCGAGUUUGUACGUUUCCACCGUGAUUGCACCACUCCUCGGAGAGUAUGUUGGCGAAUCGAUAUUAUUGGAAGUUCAGCCAAAGUUUUUGAGAGAAAUAGCAAAUCUUAUUUAUUCAAUGCGCCCCGCCAAACGUCUUCACAAAGAUAUUGAUUUCACUCAACGUUAUGCUAUUCUAAUUUCCGAUCAUACGAUAUUUGAUUUAGGUCCCAAUCCUUCACUGUCCAUAGAAUUAAAACCAAAGUGGGUAUUCUUACCAACCUCGCCGCAUAUCUCUCCCGAAAAUUCUCAAAAGCUACGAACCUGUCGAUUUUGCAUGCAUCAACAUUACAAACUUUUAAAUAAAAGUGAUGAACGCUUAUCAACCGUAACGGAAUAUUGUCCUUUAGAUCUUUUUUCGUUAGUUGAUGAAAGAAUGAAUAGGUCAAUCAAAGAAUUGCUCAAGUUCCCGGGACACACUUUAAAGUUGUUCUUAAGAGGCGAGCAAUUGCAAGUAGACAAGGAAGGUUGGCAGAGAGAGCUAUGCAAAUUUUUUGAGCUCGAUUUUUCCGGCGACCAGGAAAAAACUCAAGAUUGCAACGAUGUGAUCUUGGAUCUGUUGCACAUGUUGUUGUCAACCAUGUUUCGAGAGGAGAAAAAUUUUCUAAAUCGUUUAAAGCACCUUCAGAGUUCUCUCGAUGAGUUGGACAUUGAAGGUAUCUACAAGUACUAUGUGGCUCGACGAUCAAACUUUUCCGAUCCAACUAUAGGAGAGUGGAAAAUGGUGGUGGAUGAGUAUCUAAGACGAAUCAAAGAUCCAAGGGUUUCCGUUGGAAGGGAUGAUGACGUUUCAAUACGUCAACGACUUUAUGAGUUCCUAAUUUCGGCAACGCUGAAAGAUUGUUCUAUAAUGAUGACAUUCAAAAAGUCAACUGAGGCUAGCGGGAAAAUCGACUCAUCGAGUGCACUGUUCCCUCAAAAAACCCCAAAGGAGUUAUUACUUUCCCUCCAAGACUUUGGUAAAAACGUCAAAGAUUUCGAGGAAAAUAGCAAUCGCAAAAGAUAUUUGAAGGAUUUAUAUGACAAGCAUAGCUCAUAUGAAACUUCGUUUAAUUAUAAAAUUUUUGUUAUAGACCUAGACCCUAAACUCGUUUCAAAUAUUCCUCAUUAUCAUGAAUUAGAUGCAAAAAUCGUCGAAAAUUACACGAAAAAUUGCAAGACAAAGAAAACAUGUGUAGAGUGA